Marmota flaviventris (yellow-bellied marmot) is the source of this 371-nucleotide messenger RNA. The record is from RefSeq and is a predicted model, not a curated record. Lineage: Eukaryota; Metazoa; Chordata; Mammalia; Rodentia; Sciuridae.
AUGGUUCUGAAGCGCUUUGAAAAUCUCAGUCGGGACAGCGACGCAAGAUGGCAGCGACCAUGGGCUCGGACAAUUUAUGAAAACCGAAUAUACAGCCUUAAAAUAGAAUGUGGACCUAAAUACCCAGAAGCACCCCCCUUUGUAAGAUUUGUAACAAAAAUUAAUACGAAUGGAGUUAAUAGUUCCAAUGGAGUGGUGGACCCAAGAGCCAUAUCAGUGCUAGCAAAGUGGCAGAAUUCAUAUAGCAUCAAAGUUGUUCUGCAAGAGCUGCGGCGCUUAAUGAUGUCUAAAGAGAAUAUGAAACUCCCCCAGCCUCCGGAAGGACAGUGUUACAGCAAUUAAUCAAAAGCAAUGCCACCAGCCCUCCCCCC